UCCUGGCUGGUUCGGCCCCGCGUGCUGGCAGUUGAAUCCCCUUAACGGACUAGACCGAGCGGCACCAAUCUGUCACACUCGCCAUUCGGCUUGAUAACUUUUAUACCGUUAUUUUUUAAAGUGAAUUCUCACGGGAAAAGCGGUAGCUUUUGAUUAGACCGGCCCACAGAGGGCUCUGUUUACACACUUGACAGCCGUAGCAUACCACACCGCGAAAGGACAACUUGCCUGGUUUAUUCAGAAAUAUUAAUUUAACGGUUAACUGAAGGUGGUAGCUCUGAGCUGGCGAGAUGGCAGAGGAACUUGAGAAAAUCCUUUCACAGCUGACUCAGCCUGACAAUGCUGUCAUUCAGCAGGCCACCGCCCAGCUGAAACAGGCUUUCAAAGACCCGGCCAUUAUACCGGCCCUGUGUGCUGUCAUGAGCGGCUCCCAAAACCCUCAGAUCCGUCAGUCAGCUGCAGUGAUGCUGAGGUUGAGAGUGAAGAAACACUGGAAGAAGAUCAGCCCCGAUGAUAGAGAGAGCCUAAAGGCCGUGGUGUUGCAGGUCUUCAUGCAGGAAACGGAGCACACAGUGCAGCACUCACUCUCCCAACUGUGCGCAGUGAUGGUUAAACAUGAGACACCAGACCGCUGGCCUGCCCUGCUGCAGCUACUCAAUGAAUCCACCAAGAGCAGCAACCCUCAUGACAGACGGGUUGGCCUCCUGCUGCUGAAUAAGGUGAUGGAGUCCAAUCCUGAGCCUUUCAAGCCUCACUACUGCCAGCUGCUCCAGCUGUUUAGUACUGUGCUGCAGGACCACAACAACCCUACGGCCUUGUACUACUGCAUCCUCACCCUCACGGCCAUAACUGCAUACACCGGCACAAAAGAGAUGAACCAGAUGCGUUCUAUCAUCCCAAGUCUGAUGGUCGCUCUGCAACACCUCAUCAAGGCAGAUCAGGGCCAAGCAAGCGAGGCCAUGGAGGUGUUAAAUGAGCUCAUGGAGAGCGAGGUGUCCAUCAUCGUCUCUCAUGUUGCCGACAUCGUCCGCUUCUGCUUGGAGGUGGGCAGUGACACCACACUGAGUGACUCUCUGCGGGUGAAAGCCCUUUCUUGUAUUGCCUUCCUCAUCAAGCUGAAGAGCAAGACUGUGCUGAAGCAGAAGCUGCUGAACCCCAUCCUGCAGUCCAUUUUCCCUGUGCUGAACGCAGCUCCGCCUCCUGGUGAGCAGGACCCAGAGGACGAGGAGGACGACAGCGGAGAAGGCACAGACAAUGACAAUCCCAAACACUGUGCUGCUCAGAUUAUUGACACUAUGGCGCUCCAUAUGCCCCCAGAAAUCCUGUUUAAACAACUGAUGCCCCUCACCCAGGCCUCCCUCGCCAGUGAGAACCCCUACGAGAGGAAAGGGGGUCUCAUGUGUCUGGCUGUGCUAGCUGAAGGAUGUGCUGACCACAUACGCACCAAGAUGCUGUCAUCAGUGCUGCAGACGGUGUGCCAGUGUCUCUCUGACAGUAACCAGGUGGUGCGCAGUGCCAGUCUUUUUGCUCUGGGACAGUUCUCUGAACAUUUACAGCCUGAAGUGAGCAAGUACUGUGCAGAGUUGAUGCCGUUGCUGCUGGGCUACCUUUCGUCCUUGAACCAGGCCAAAGUCGGCCAUGUCACGAAGGCCUUUUAUGCCCUCGAGAACUUCAUGGAGAAUCUCGGAGCAGAUAUUGAGCCCUACCUGCCGACUCUGAUGGAGACCAUGCUGUCUGCUCUUAACAACGCUGAAAACCUAAAGAUCAAAGAGCUGGCUAUGUCUGCCAUAGGUGCCAUAGCCAAUGCUGCCAAGGAGCUGUUGGUUCCCUACUUCCCUCCAGUUAUUGAAAGCCUGAAGGGCUUCCUGACUGCCACCACAGAGGAAAUGAGGUCUCUGCAGACUCAGUCCUUGGAUACUCUCUCUGUGCUCGCCCGCACCAUCGGCAAAGAUGUCUUCAGUCCUCUCGCUGCAGAGUGUGUUCAGCUGGGCCUCAACCUCACCGACGCCAUCGAUGAUCCCGACCUGAGACGCUGCACGUACAGUCUCUACUCCUCUGUAUCCACAGUCAGCCCGGACUGCCUGACUCCUCACCUCACUGCCAUUACAACGGUCAUGCUGCUCGCUCUCAAGUCCAACGAGGGCAUCACGGCACACGUUGAGGAGGACAAGACCUUCGUCCUGCUGGACGAUGAGGACGACGACGACGACGACGACGACGAAGACGUGGAAGUAAAAGAUGCGGAUGAUUUCCUGGAAGACGAGCCUGAGGCAGAUAUCCAUGAUUUUGCAGGGUUCAGUGUGGAAAACUCCUACAUCGAUGAGAAGGAGGACGCCUGCGAUGCAUUGGGAGAGAUUGCCUUCAGCACCGGCGCUGCCUUCCAGCCCUUCCUGGAGUCCAGCUUCCAGCAGGUUUACGAGAUGAGAGAUUUCCCCCACGAGGACGUCCGCAGGGCAGCAUUUGGAGCGAUGGGCCAGUUUUGUCGAGCUCAGCAUCAAGUGUGGAAGGAGAAUCCCACUGAGGCCAACCACCAGGCCCUACUGAAGCUGCUGGAUGUGGUGCUUCCUUGCUUUGUGGAAACAGUGCGAACAGAGCAAGAGCGCCAGGUUGUGAUGGCCAUCCUGGAAACCAUGAACAACGUCGUGAAGUCCUGCAAGGAGGAGGCUUUCAAAACCCCUUCACGCCUGAAGGAGAUCAGCUGCGUCAUCCUUGAUGUGCUCAAGAAAAAGACUGUUUGUCAGGGCGGUGGUGAUGAAGCUGAUGAUGAAGACCAACAGGCGGAGUAUGACGCCAUGCUCCAGGAGUUUGCCGGGGAAGGAAUUCCCCUCGUGGCCUCUUCUGUGCCCGCGGACACCUUCGCCCCUUUCCUCAACGACCUGCUGCCUCUCCUCAUGAGCAAAGCGAAAUCCUCGUGCACGGUGGCCGACCGGUCCUUCUCCGUGGGUACGAUCGGGGAAAUCCUGCAGGCGCUUGUGGGCGUGUCCGGGGGCCAAGGAGUGGCAGGCAGACUGUCCAAUCGUCUGCUUCCCGUGCUGGUAGCCGGAGUGAGGGACAGUGAUCCUGAGGUUCGCAACAACAGCGUGUUCGGACUGGGAUGUCUGGCCCAGGCAGCUGGACCCAUAUGUGCAUCAGACUAUCCGAUGAUGCUGUCUGUGUUUUCCAGUAUGCUGACCAGAGAGUCUGACCUCAGGGUGAUUGACAACCUGUGCGCUGCCCUCUGCAGGAUGAUCAUGAGCAACGUGGAGGCGGUCCCUCUUGAGCAGGUGGUGCCUGCUCUGGUGGGUCGUCUCCCCCUCAAAGAGGACUUGGAGGAGAACAAGACGGUGUUCAGCUGCCUGGCUAUGCUCUACACAUACAGUCCUGCUCUGGUGGUGAAGCUGAUGAAGCCCAUAGUUGCUGCGUCCAGUCAUGUCCUCGGCCACAAGGAUGUUGAUAAAGAAACCCAGCACACUGUGGCCGUGCUGAUGAAAGACUUUGCCCAGCACCACUCUGCAGACUUCCAAGCCUCUGUGACCUCCCUUCCUGGAGAGCAGCAGGCUACACUUAGUGCGGCCAUCUCUGCCUCAUAGCCCACACUCACCCUUCCACUCUCAUGUGAAAACAAUACAUUUUUAUUUGACAGUUUUGCCUCCGACUAUUCACUUUUAAUUUAUUGCUAUGUUGAACUUUUAUUCUUCUAAACGGUUACGGUUUACCAUCCUGUGUUGUUACCAUUUUAUUUAGUUCCCCUGUUGCUCCUGUAAAGUGCUACUGUUUGGACGAGCUUCUGGCUUUGCUAUCUUGAGUGUGAAGCGAUGAAUUGAUAAAUGUAGCUCUUUGGUAGAAAUCUCCCAGUGUAAGUCUGUGGACUUUAAACUUCAUGCGGUCUCUCCUAACUCAGAGAUGUAUCUGCUACUUACUAAGGGCCAACACUGAAGCUGUGUGAA
Anarrhichthys ocellatus (wolf-eel) is the source of this 3926-nucleotide messenger RNA. It is a transcript of the gene ipo4, whose product is annotated as importin 4. The record is from RefSeq and is a predicted model, not a curated record. Gene Ontology annotation, biological process: protein import into nucleus. The transcript is spliced from 30 exons. Bases 291 to 3569 code for a protein of 1092 amino acids. Gene Ontology annotation, molecular function: small GTPase binding. Lineage: Eukaryota; Metazoa; Chordata; Actinopteri; Perciformes; Anarhichadidae.